AUGACUAUCAAGACUCCACCCGCAGGGGUAGUUCCACAGCCUGUGCCGUACGACGUGCUAUCGAUCAAUAUUGGUAUCGCGCCGGGGCGCGCUGCUGUACCAGGGGUGGACGAGCAUGCCACGCCCGUGAAACCCAUUGACGGCUUUGUACGGCAGUACGAGCAGCUGCUGGAAAGGUACAGCCUCCUCUGCCGGGGCGGCCUGCUGCCAGGCCACCCGCCCCAUGUACGGCGGCUUGCACGGCAGCUGCUGACUCAGAGGGGGGUAGAGAUAAACACACACACAGACACGCAUCGUAGAAUGUCAGACUAA
Messenger RNA from Volvox carteri f. nagariensis, 312 nucleotides. RefSeq lists its product as uncharacterized. Lineage: Eukaryota; Viridiplantae; Chlorophyta; Chlorophyceae; Chlamydomonadales; Volvocaceae. Bases 1 to 312 code for a protein of 103 amino acids. The record is from RefSeq and is a predicted model, not a curated record. The transcript has 6 exons.